CGGCAGAGCCCGUCAGGUAAGCACUAGGUCCUAAAUCCAAACUCCAGUAAUGCAAAAAUAAACUGAAUUUAAAAAACCCUGGAAGCUACUGUUCCGAGCCCCAAAGGAACGAACUUCCUGGCCUCAGUUUCCCGCCUACAAAACUUCGAGAGGAAGUGAAAGCCGCACAGCCUGGCCCGGGGCAGAGGGCACUCCCACCGUACCCCGGGGCCUCCGGGCUCCAAGGGCCGCAGCCUCACCCCCGCCGCACCAAACUGGAGGCUCCCCAGGACUACAUAAAGGGGACCUCUGUCCUGAGGGGCCCCGCAAGGCUUUCGGAUCCCCAAAGCGGGGCAGCUCACUGCUCGCUGGCUUUCAGUUCCGGGACAAGCAGCGCCCACAGCAGAACCUGAGUCACUAACCGCCCCAGGAGACCGGAAGCCGACGCUCCCGUGUUAGUGUUGGGCGAGGAAGGCUUCCGGUGAGCGGUUGGGGACUACGAUUCCCGGCGUGCUCAGCGGCCACCACAUUAACCCUCUAGUGCCAGGAGCGGUGCUGCAUCCCGCCCCGCCCCCGCCCCACACUCGGGACUCCGCAGGAGAUGGGUGCCCCCAUCGGCGGCACACUGUCCUUUGGCCACCGGACAUCAUGCCUCCUAAGAAAGAUGUUCCCGUGAAGAAACCAGCAGGGCCUUCCAUCUCCAAGCCUGCUGCCAAGCCUGCAGCAGGAACCCCUCCAGCAAAGACCAAGGCUGAGCCAGCUGUCUCCCAGAUGCCUGUGAAAACCCAGGAGCCCCCUGUUGAUCUCUCCAAAGUGGUGAUCGAGUUUAACAAGGACCAGCUGGAGGAGUUCAAGGAGGCCUUUGAGCUGUUUGACCGAGUAGGUGAUGGCAAGAUCCUGUACAGCCAGUGUGGGGAUGUGAUGAGGGCCCUGGGCCAGAACCCCACCAACGCCGAGGUGCUCAAGGUCCUGGGGAACCCCAAGAGUGAUGAGCUGAAGUCUCGGCGUGUGGACUUUGAGACUUUCCUGCCCAUGCUCCAGGCAGUAGCCAAAAACCGGGAUCAAGGGACAUAUGAAGACUACUUGGAGGGGCUUCGGGUGUUUGACAAGGAAGGGAAUGGCAAAGUGAUGGGUGCAGAGCUCAGACAUGUCCUCACCACCCUGGGUGAGACAGCAACCAGAGUUCCUGUGUUCCUGUGGGGUGAAGAGGAAGGGGUGGACCAGGAAGGUUGGCAAGUUAAGCAGAGUCAGGGAGGGGAUUACUGUCCUGUAGGUCAUGGGCAAAAGCCUGAAGGUCAAAACCAUGGUGACAGAUCUGAGGGCCUUGCAUCCUGAGAGGUUUAAGUGCCCAUAUUAGGACAAAGGACAUGGAACACAGUGGCGGACCCAAGCUACCACUUUGGAAGCCUUAA
Perognathus longimembris pacificus (Pacific pocket mouse) is the source of this 1391-nucleotide messenger RNA. RefSeq names its product myosin light chain 6B (gene Myl6b). Gene Ontology annotation, cellular component: myosin II complex. Lineage: Eukaryota; Metazoa; Chordata; Mammalia; Rodentia; Heteromyidae. Gene Ontology annotation, molecular function: structural constituent of muscle; calcium ion binding. Bases 628 to 1314 code for a protein of 228 amino acids. The record is from RefSeq and is a predicted model, not a curated record. The transcript is spliced from 5 exons.